AAGACAUAUAAGUACUUCUAUUUAAUUUCUUUAUUUGUUCUAAUAAUUGGUGAAUUUUUCCCUCCCCAUUCAUCUUACGCGAGAACAUCGGCCGUGACAAUGGCAUCGGACCAGAAGCUUCAAGUUGCUAUUGUUGGUGCAGGAAUCGCAGGUCUGACUGCUGCGAUUGCGUUGAAGCAUCAUCCUCGUAUCGAAGUUCACAUCUACGAGCAGGCGACGGAACUCCGAGAGAUCGGCGCAUCCAUUGCGCUGGGGCCGAAUGGAAUGAGAACAUUGGAUAGAUUGGGAAUCCAUAAUGCACUAGACGAUGAGAUCGCAUUUCGAAACCGGAAGACGGGCUUCCCUCACAUCUACAGACACUAUAAGACAAAUGAGAUUGUAUCCGUUGAUGGGUACAAGGGCCAAGUGGAAGACCGCCACCAAACAUCGCGAUUCUAUCGAGCCCAUCUACAGCAAGCACUGUUAGAGCACAUUGAUCCUACGCAGCUGCACCUUGGAAAGACAUUCGUAUCGUCCGAGAUCAAUCAAUCCAGCAAGAAACUGACGAUCAAGUUCCUUGAUGGUACGAGUGCCACAGCGGAAAUAUUGCUCGGCACCGAUGGCAUCAACUCGCCCGUCCGAAGAUCCUACAAGCCAGACUCAGCUGCAAAGUGGACCGGAUGGGUGACAUUCCGCUCUGUGUUCCCAAUCUCACACGUCGCACACAUCCGCGAUCUACCUGAUGAAGCUAACCAUUUCUGGGGCCAUGAUCGCACAGUCUUCCUUUCGAAACUCGGCAAAGAUCUGUUCACGUUUGUCGGGAGCUACCAGAGCGAUCCAAACGCCGAAGAUGCGCCCUGGAAACAAUCUACCUGGAACGCGGAUGGCGAUGUGGAGCUCCUUCGGGAGUACUACAAAGACUGGAGUCCUCUGAUAAGGCAAAUCGUUGAUGCAGUCCCAUACACCCGCAUCUAUCCCAAUGCCUCAGGCCAAGGACUAGACUCAUGGAUUCUAGGGAAUGGAAGGGUGACGUUAGCUGGUGAUGCUGCACAUGCACAUGGAGGUGCUUUCGCAGCUGGUGGAAGUCUCGCAAUCGACGACGCCUGGGCAUUUGCAUCGUCACUUUUACAAGCAUUCCCUACAGAUGCGACAAAACUCCCAAGUGACGAAGACAUCUCGCGUGCGCUGAGAGUGUACAACAACACGCGCAAACCGCAUACAGAUCGAGUCUUAGAAACUGUGCACAAGGGCAACAAUGCCAGAGUUGCUGCGAUCGGAAAAUCGGAAACAGAUGAACAGUUGAGGGCUAGGUUCCAGAAUCGGAUCAAUCCGACUUGGAUACACGAACAUGACGUGCAGGAAGCGUUCCGAAAGGCUGUCGAGAAAGAGAAACAUACGCUAGGCGUACAACCACGACUGUAAACUUGAAUACCGGCAAGGGGGUAUAUAAUUCACAGAAUCU
Messenger RNA from Aaosphaeria arxii CBS 175.79, 1441 nucleotides. Its product is annotated as FAD/NAD(P)-binding domain-containing protein. The record is from RefSeq and is a predicted model, not a curated record. Gene Ontology annotation, biological process: secondary metabolite biosynthetic process. The transcript has 2 exons. Gene Ontology annotation, molecular function: FAD binding. Bases 100 to 1401 code for a protein of 433 amino acids. Lineage: Eukaryota; Fungi; Ascomycota; Dothideomycetes; Pleosporales.